Messenger RNA from Symbiodinium sp. CCMP2456, 636 nucleotides. Lineage: Eukaryota; Dinophyceae; Suessiales; Symbiodiniaceae. The record is from the annotation of a GenBank genome assembly.
AUGACCUCGCCAGCUGCAUUGGAGCGUUCUUCUCGAGCCUACACGACGCUGGAGGCUACCGCCUUACACGAGUCCGUUCCUCCAGACCGCUGGUGCGUCACGCGCUCGGACUUGAAGUACUUGGGCCAGGAGGUGCAGAAGGGCAUCAAAGGAGGGGCAAUCCGCCGACCUGACGAUGGCAGCGACGAUUUUAAGGUCUCUGACACGCUUUAUGGUCCAAGCAUCUAUACAGUGAACAAGCAGCACAUCAUGCCAGUGACGGAGAAGUUCGGUAAAGUGAGUUGGGCAUUGUUGCAACAUCCGGAUGGUUUGGACUGCGAUCUCUUUAUCAGCCAUGCUUGGCAGGAGGGCGUUUUCGAGUUCCUUUCUAAAGUGUUGCAUUCUUGGCCUGCAAACGCACGACACGCCUGGUGCUGCAUGCUGGCCAAUCCUCAGAAUUUGGACAUCGGUGUUUUGUUGCAGUCUCCCAGCAGCUCACCCUUUGCGGUGGCACUCAAAGCCUCGACAUGCGUUCUGGUGGUACCAAACCGCCACUGCAGCAUCUACACCAGGCUUUGGUGUGGCUACGAAGCCUUUCGAGCGCAUGAGGAAGGCCGGAGCACGAAGCCAAAGAACUGCAUACUAAGGGAGCCUUAA